AUGUCUACUGUCGACGCCGCCGUUCUCGACCCCAUGGUCUUCCCGCUUCUGGAGCUACCGCCAGAGACGAUCCUGGAGAUUGCAAUGUGGGGCCAAGAACUAUGGCUACUUGACUGCGUCUUUGCGUACGGCCCGGGUGGUCCUUUCAAGCGCCUUGUCGUGGAUACGCCGCUAAACCCCGACCGCCAAGAGGAGUGCUGCAGGAAUGUUGAGGAGCGUGUACUCCCGACGUGCAUAAGCGCAGACUCCCUCGUUCCCCAAUCACCGGUGCAUUCUCUGGCUUGCGCCUGUCGGUCCUUGCGCGACUUGCUGCAGUCCUCGCAGGGUGCGUGGAAACAGGACAACCUGUUCUUCAAAUCCGUCGUGGCGAAGGUCACCGUCAGACAGCUUUCUCCAUCACCGACCAACCUUGUCGAACCGUCGAUUGCGUACGGCUCCCGCACUUUGAUAGCGUCGCCGUCCUGCGCCUGUAUCAUUCCCAAUAUGCUGUCUUUCUUCAGGUCCCUUGUUUCCUUGAAGCUCGCCGUGCCCUGGCACCGUCCUUCGUUGCCGCACUCGGACAACGAGCACUUCUUCCUCGCCAACCAUGACGAAGACGCCUGCCUCCUGCAGCGUUUUGACUUGGAGAUCUAUGAAAGCACCCAAGCCCCGAUACAGUCUAUCAUCCAUUGCCUGUACACGGACACUAUGCUGUCAUGCCGCAUUGUGCGCGCGAGUUUCUUCUACACAUCACCGUGCCUCACCUCGUUAUUCAUAUAUAUUCCCAUGAACCGCAUGCCCGCUUUCGAGAACGCAUUCUGGGAUGGCUUGAUGACAUGCUCGUCAAGCCUCGAAUACUUGACGCUCGACGUCGGCGGCGCGAUCUUCAUCGGCGGUGACACUUUCAUCACCCUGCCGAAGCUCCUGUACCUCAAACUUGUCGCAGGAGCGCGCGAAUGCCCUCGCUUUCUACAAGCGUUGAACUUGCCGUCCCUCAUCGAUAUGCAUUUGGAGCCUGUGGUGGAUUGGAGAGCCGGGGCAUGGGCACGCAUACGGCGGCAUAUGUUGGACGAUGAGCCUGUCCCUAUCCACGUUGAUUUCCAGGCGAUAGAGUCGCCUGACUUCGGCGAUCAAGGGCCCAGGCAGGUCUGGCGCUUUUUAUGCGCGCUCGCCGCGCCAGAUCAGACAGAGGGGAUUUUUCACAUUCCUUCGCAUUUCAACUUUCGACAAACCAACUGGCAGACCACCGUCAACGUCGUGGGACUUGAUGUGCGUCUCGACCCGUCUACGCGCGUAACCGAACGAGCUUGCGCACGAUUCCCGGAACUUAUCGCCUUGGAUUUUGGCACGACAGUACGCGACGUGGAGAUGCAAUUUCUCGCCCGUGACCACCCAAAGCCGCCCUACCUGCCUUCGCCGCUGCCGUCUGGUCGACGGACCCUGACUUUCAGGGAUGGGGUUUUAGCCCACGCCACUAGGGAGCACUAUUUCGACGCCCGGCUGGUGACGCCGCUUUACGACACUCUGUCUUACAUCAUGCGCGUCGUUAUGAAGGGUGGAUCUGGCGCUGUCGCAUUCGACGGCCUCCGCCAUGCCCGAACUUUGGUGCUGCACGCGCGUUCGUGGAAACCGGCCUUCUCGAUAGGUUGGGCCAACCUGCUAGAGGGGUGUACGCGAGUGGAGAAUCUCGUUCUGUAUUGCGACCGUAUCCUCUCCGUAGACGAGGUCUUCGACGAGCGCGCGGAAGGGCCUCUCGCGGCAACGCAGCUCGAGUCCCUGGCCAUUUAUCUCAGCAGCACCAGAGUGUCGUCAGCUUACCCGUGCCGCAACCUUCAAUCUGUGCAUAUAAAGGUGGCUGCCGGUCUCGGCGACGGUGCCGCAUCGUUUGCUGCUCAUUGGCAGUCGCGCUUCAAUACUCGCGCCCGCCUGCGAGGGGUAGGUCAACUUAUAUCAUUUCUCGUUACUAGCCCGUCAAUUCCUACCGCGCAGGCUGCGGAUUUUGUGUGA
Peniophora sp. CBMAI 1063 is the source of this 1986-nucleotide messenger RNA. The record is from the annotation of a GenBank genome assembly. Lineage: Eukaryota; Fungi; Basidiomycota; Agaricomycetes; Russulales; Peniophoraceae.